Nilaparvata lugens (brown planthopper) is the source of this 2344-nucleotide messenger RNA. RefSeq names its product dolichyl pyrophosphate Man9GlcNAc2 alpha-1,3-glucosyltransferase (gene gny). The transcript has a single exon. Gene Ontology annotation, biological process: protein N-linked glycosylation. Gene Ontology annotation, cellular component: endoplasmic reticulum membrane. The record is from RefSeq and is a predicted model, not a curated record. Lineage: Eukaryota; Metazoa; Arthropoda; Insecta; Hemiptera; Delphacidae. Bases 138 to 1727 code for a protein of 529 amino acids. Gene Ontology annotation, molecular function: dolichyl pyrophosphate Man9GlcNAc2 alpha-1,3-glucosyltransferase activity.
UGAAAAGAAUGUGUUGAGGUUAUGUUGCUGUGUAGUUUUGUAAAUAGAAUUUCUAGUCUUAUCAUAAACUGCAGCAUGAAGAUGCUACGAAGUAAAACUUAACUUUAUUGCUUAUUUAUAAAGAUAGUGCAGCCAAAAUGACGAACACACGUUUCAUAGGUGGUGAUGUGUUAGCAGUUAUAUUUGGUUUAUUUAUUCGAUGGUGCAUCUCUUUGCAAUCUUAUUCCGGACAGGAUUCACCACCGAUGUAUGGAGACUAUGAAGCUCAACGCCACUGGAUGGAAAUUACUGUAAAUUUACCUACCAAAGAUUGGUAUUUCAACACAUCAAACAAUGAUCUAAUGUACUGGGGAUUGGACUAUCCACCUUUGACCGCUUACCACAGCAUGAUCUGCGGAUAUUUAGCAAGAUAUUUCAACCCCGAUUUUGUGACAUUGCAUGAAUCAAGGGGAUACGAAUCCAUGAACCACAAACUCUUUAUGAGAGCAACAGUUUUUAUAUCAGAACUUUUGACAUUUGUGCCAGCUAUUUGUUUAUACUUCUCAUUUACAAAAUCAAGAAAAACUGAAACCUUCAAAUCAGUUUCUAAAGAAAAUUCAGCAGACUCUAAAACUAGGUUAUCAUCUACAUUGAUGGUUACAAUAGCACUAAUAUAUCCUGGUUUGAUUCUCAUUGACUAUGGUCAUUUCCAAUACAACUGUGUAUCUCUUGGGCUUUUCAUUUUUGCUCUAGUUAGUAUAGUCCAACAUAACUAUGUAAUUUCUUCAAUAUUCUUUUGCUUAGCACUCAGCUACAAACAGAUGGAACUGUAUCAUUCCUUGCCAUUCUUUUUCUACUUUCUGGGACUUUGCUAUAACCUGUGGCAGUACGAAGGAUUCAAACAAGGCUUCUGUUUACUUAUUCUCAUUGGUUCUCCGGUUAUAAUGACAUUCUUUCUAGUUUGGCUACCAUUUCUGCAGGACAAAAAACAGAUUAUUCAAGUCCUCCAUAGAUUGUUUCCAAUUGCAAGAGGUGUAUUCGAAGACAAAGUUGCCAAUUUCUGGUGUUGUCUCAACGUGUUUUAUAAAAUACGUAAUUACAUAAGUAAUGAUAGUAUGGCAAAAAUUUGCUUAAUUGACACACUGUUCUCAGUGUUGCCAAGCUGUGUCGAUCUGUUUUUAAAUCCAACUUUCCAUAAAUUUAAACUAUCGCUCAUAAACUCUUCUUUGGCAUUCUUCCUUUUUUCUUUUCAAGUUCAUGAGAAGAGCAUCCUGCUUGUCUCUAUUCCUGUUCUCCUCCACUUUCCCCAAGACCAAUUACCCUGUUUCUGGUUCCUUAUGAUAUCGACAUUUAGUAUGUCUCAUCUUUUCAUGAAAGAUGAUAUCCUUAUACCUUACAUUGGAUUGACCGUAUUUUUCUAUUUCUUUGUCUUAUCAGCUCUAGAUCUGAAGUUAAUUAUUAGCACAUCUGUCAUCAGUGCACAGACUAGAGUUCCUAGUUUUUUCGGGAGAAAAUUCAUGUUGAAUAUAGACUUUUGUAGAAUUGUGAAAUGGACUUUCCACAUAUCAAUGCUGGGCUGUUUGAUUAUAACUAUUUGCAGCAUUACUCUCGAGCCACCUAAAAAGUAUCCAGAUCUCUAUCCUCUUCUCAUUUCAUUCUAUUCUUUCGUUCACUUUUUACUAUUCUUCAUUUAUUUCAACUUCUCUCAAAUCAGCUCGAAGGUGUGCGUCAAACUAAAAAUGAAUUAGCCUAAAUUAAAAAAAAAAAAAAACAAGAAAUAUUCAAAUUGAAAUUAAGUGUGUUCAUUGAUAUGAUUAUUAGAAUGUUAUUAGUAUAAUAGCGUUAUACUACAGUUUAUCUACAGUUGUUGAAAUAUGUGUGUUGCUGGUUGUGUGUAGAUUAUCGUUCAUUUACAAUAGAUAAUUGUUAUAUAAUUUUCUUAACUUAUCUUGGGGGUAAUAUAAUAAUUUGUAUUGAAUUAAUUUAUUUCUGGUAGAAUUGAUAUUGAAUUUAUACAAUGUGAAUGCAUUUGAUUAAUAGAUUAUUGUCUUCAGUGUUUGUUAAUAAUAAUUGUUAUCAGUGUUUGAUAGAUAAUUUUAAAACGAAUUGAUAACUUUCAACUGUAUUGAAUGAGUACGACAAGUUAAAUAUCUCACUUUAUUAUUAUUUGUGAGGGUUGAUGGAGAAAAUAUUAAAAUGAUAGGGAUUUAUAUCUUUUUAUAUUAAAAGGUAGUAAACCAAAUAAAUAAUGAGCUUAGUAAUGUGAUACAAUGAUUGUUAUGAGAACUUGGACAUUCCAAAGGAAACUAACGUUUCAUAUGUUUGUAUUGAUAUUGUAAAUAAAUAGUUUAUUAUUGAAAUAAUC